This is a messenger RNA of Malania oleifera, 1935 nucleotides long. RefSeq names its product ABC transporter G family member 9-like. The record is from RefSeq and is a predicted model, not a curated record. The transcript is spliced from 4 exons. The coding region runs from base 1 to 1935 and encodes 644 amino acids. NCBI's taxonomy places the organism in Eukaryota, Viridiplantae, Streptophyta, Magnoliopsida, Santalales, Ximeniaceae. Gene Ontology annotation, molecular function: ATP binding; ABC-type transporter activity; ATP hydrolysis activity. Gene Ontology annotation, cellular component: membrane.
AUGAAUUACUGCUUGAAGGAAGGAUCCAUGGGAGCUGAGAUGGGAAACAUGGAAGCAAUUGAGACAGAGUCCGCACACCAAAAUUCUAUUCACAUUUUUAAGAAAAUAAAUCGACCCGUGACCUUACAGUUUGAAGAUGUUUCAUACAAGUUCAAAACCAAUGGGACAAGCUGCUGGUUAGGCCAAAAAACAAAAUGUGAAGAGAGAUUGAUAUUAAAAGACAUCACCGGUGCAGUACUCCCUGGAGAGUUGUUAGCCAUGCUGGGUCCUUCUGGCAGUGGCAAAACAACUCUCCUGACAGCUCUGGGCGGCCGUCUCGGUGGCCGUCUUACGGGAAAAAUAACCUACAACGGCAGACCGUUCUCCACCACCAUCAAACGGACCACCGGAUUUGUUGCUCAAGACGAUGCGCUCUAUCCUCACCUCACAGUCGCGGAAACCCUAGUCUUCACCGCCCUUCUCCGCCUACCCAAAAGCCUCGCCGAGGUGGAGAAGGUCGGUCAUGCCGAAGCGGUGAUGAGCCAACUCGGUCUGACUCAGUGUAGGGACAGCAUCAUUGGGGGGCAGUUGGUCCGGGGCAUUUCCGGGGGAGAAAGAAAAAGGGUUAGCAUAGGGCAGGAAAUGCUGAUAAACCCUAGUUUGCUGUUUCUGGACGAGCCGACUUCGGGUCUAGACUCGACCACGGCUCAGCGAAUUGUGUUCACAUUGUGGGAGUUGGCUAGAGGUGGACGGACGGUGGUGAUGACCAUACACCAGCCCUCAAGUAGGCUAUUUUAUAUGUUUCAUAAGGUGUUGCUAUUGUCAGAAGGCAGUAGUUUGUAUUUUGGGAAGGGGAGUUGUGUCAUGGACUACUUCUCCAGCAUCGGGUUUGCACCAUCCCUUGCCAUGAACCCUUCAGAUUUCCUGUUAGAUCUUGCGAACGGUAUGUCUUGGGAAAGUAAUUAUGAAAUGGAUGUAGGCAUUUUUUCUGGUGAUUCAAAAGAGAACACAACAGUUGUAAAACAAGCUUUGGUAGCUUCUUACGAGAGCAAUCUUAAAGAAAAAGUGAAAGCAGAUUCGCAAGAAAUAAGAAACCAAUUGGGAGUGAUUUCAGAAGACAAGAAGCUUGCAAGAUGGAGCAUAACUUGGUGGCAGCAAUUCAAUGUGUUGCUAAGGAGGGGUCUGAAAGAAAGAAGGCAUGAAUCCUUUUCUGUCCUUAAGAUAUGUCAAGUUACUGCGAUCGCAUUCCUUGCAGGUCUCUUGUGGUGGCAAACAAACCCUACUCACAUCCAUGAUAAGGUUGGUAUCCUCUUCUUCUACAAUGGAUUUUGGGGAUUCUUCCCUCUUUUCCAGGCCAUCUUCACCUUUCCACAAGAAAGGAGAAUGCUUACAAAGGAAAGGUCAUCUGGCAUGUAUCGUCUUUCAUCCUACUUCUUGGCCCGAACUGUGGGCGACCUCCCAAUGGAGCUUGCCUUGCCCACCUUGUUUGUCACCAUAACCUACUGGAUGGCAGGGCUUAAACCGACUAUCGUGCACUUCCUACACACCCUUUCCGUUCUUCUCUUUAGUGUCCUAGCAGCGCAGAGCUUGGGGCUUGCUCUCGGGGCUUUGGUAAUGAGUCCCAAGUCAGCCACAACUCUAGGAUCAGUCACCAUGCUCUCAUUUCUUCUAGCUGGAGGAUACUAUGUUCAGAAUGUGCCAAAUUUCAUAGCUUGGGUUAAAUACAUCUCUCUCACCCAUUACUCUUUCAAGCUUUUGUUGGGUUCUCAAUACAAGGUUGACGAUGUUUACCCUUGUGCUCCGACGGGUACUUGUUUAGUGAGGGAUUUUUCUACUGUGAGAUUUAUUGGGCUUGAUGGACAAAUGCUUUGUGUUGUUGCUUUGGCUUUGAUGCUUGUGGGCUAUAGAUUCAUUGCCUAUGUUGCUCUCAUGAAAGUGGGUGUAAUACACAAAUAA